UUGUCAGACCUUUCCCCACGGCCUUUUAGCUAGUUCAGCAAAUCUCAGCUAGCAAAUAGCUAGCUAGCUGUGCAGUCACUAUUCAUAAAAACGGGAGCUUAAUUUGCGAACGAGAGGGAGAGGGAGAGCUAGAGCUGACCAUAAUGACCUAUCAACAAGGACCAGUUCCCCACAGAGAUGCGUUCAUUAAGAUUGUGCUCGUGGGAGACCCAGGAGUGGGCAAAACAUCACUCCUUGUGAGAUACACGGAGGGGAAGUUUAGCGAAACUCCCAUGACCAACAUCGGCCCAGGAGUGGACUAUAAAACGAAGAUAAUUGAGGUCGACAACAAACAGAUAGAGUUACAGCUGUGGGACACAGCUGGCCAAGAGAGGUUUCGUUCGAUUACAGACUCAUUCUACAAGGGGGCUCACGGCAUUCUUCUGGUGUUUGAUGUCACUGAUGGGGAGUCAUAUACUCGGUGCACUAACUGGAAUAGGGACAUAGAGCGCUACCUCUACCAACGACCGAACACCGUCAAGUACAUGGUCGGCAACAAAAUUGACGAGAAAAGAGAAAGGAUGAUCAUACCUGAUGCCGCUAAGGAACUGGCUGAGAAAUUUGAGAUGAGCUACGUUGAAACAAGUGCCAAAGAUAACACUAACGUUGAGGAGGCAUUCGAAAGUAUUGCUCGUGAAAUCAUGAGAGGUGAAUCGUUCGAGCAACAGGACAGAAAUGUUAUUCAUAUCCGUAAGACACAACCAGACUCGACUAAAAAGAAGGAAUGUUGCGGGAAGAGUUAAUUGGGUCUUAUUUACUGUGUUUUAAUUGUUUAUGUUUGUGACCAUUAUCUUAAAGCCUCCAUUACAUUGCAUUGACAAUUAAAGUGGGACAGUGCACCCUGUGUAAGAUAAGAUUGUGUGUGCUAUAAUGUAUUUUGACUAUCAUUUUGUUUGAUACGUAAACAUCUCUUACAUGUAUGAUGUGGUAUAAUACGCACUACUAUUAUUAUUAUUGAUAAACAUCA
Halichondria panicea is the source of this 1006-nucleotide messenger RNA. RefSeq lists its product as uncharacterized. NCBI's taxonomy places the organism in Eukaryota, Metazoa, Porifera, Demospongiae, Suberitida, Halichondriidae. The record is from RefSeq and is a predicted model, not a curated record. Gene Ontology annotation, biological process: vesicle-mediated transport. Gene Ontology annotation, molecular function: GTP binding; GTPase activity. The transcript has 7 exons. Bases 144 to 782 code for a protein of 212 amino acids.